AAAAUCAGUACAGAGCACAACAAGGAAUGCUUAAUCAACAUCUCCAAGUACAAGUUCUCCCUUGUCAUCAGUGGCCUCACUACCAUCCUCAAGAAUGUCAAUAACAUGCGGAUAUUUGGAGAAGCCUCUGAGAAGAAUCUCUACCUCUCCCAGCUCAUCAUCCUGGACACACUGGACAAGUGCCUGGCUGGGCAAUCUAAGGAUUGCUUGCGGCUGGAUGAGACUAUGCUGGUCAAACAGCUGCUUCCAGAGAUCUGCCAUUUCAUCCACAUGUAUCGGGAGGGUCACCAGCACGCCGCCGAGCUGCGUGCCUCGGCCUCGGCCGUGCUCUUCUCCCUCAGCUGCAACAACUUCAAUGCCGUCUUCAGCCGCAUCUCCACCAGGCUGCAGGAGCUGACCGUGUGCUCAGAAGACAACGUGGACGUUCACGACAUCGAGCUGAUGCAAUACAUCAACGUGGACUGCUCCAAGCUGAAGAGGCUGCUGCAAGAAACAGUGCUGAAGUUCAAAGCUCUGAAGAAACCUGCCCAGCUAGCAGUGAUCAACAGUUUAGAGAAGGCAUUUUGGAACUGGGUGGAAAACUACCCGGACGAAUUCACCAUGCUAUACCAGCGCCCUCAGACAGAUAUGGCAGAAGCUGCUGAGAAGUUGUUCGACUUGGUGGACAGUUUUGCCGAGAGCGCCAAGCGGAAAGCAGCCGUGUGGCCUUUGCAGAUCAUCCUCCUCAUCCUCUGUCCAGAGAUAACACACACAAUCUCAAAAGACACAGUGGAAGACAGCAAGGCCAACAAGAAGCUCUUUUUGGAUAGUUUGCGAAAAGCUUUGGCGGGACAGGGGGGAAGCAAGCAGCUGAUGGAGAGUGCUGCCAUCGCCUGUGUAAAGCUGUGUAAAGCUUCUACCUACAUCAACUGGGAAGAUCACUCAACCAUUUUCCUUCUGGUCCAGUCCAUCGUCAUGGAUCUCAAGGCUCUGCUGUUCAACCCAGCCAAACCGUUUUGGAGGGGCACAGGCAGUCAGAACGCAGAUAUGGAGCUAAUGACCGACUGCUUUGUUUCCUGUUUCCGUAUUAAUCCUCAUAAUAACCAGCACUUUAAGGUCUGUUUGGCUGCCUCCUCCCCCUCUACCUUUCACUUUGUCCUGGUCAACUCACUGCACAGAAUAAUCACCAAUUCCGAUCUAGACUGGUGGCCUAAGAUCGACGCAGUGUACUGUUACUCCGGAGAGCUCCGCUAUAUGUUCUCAGACACUCUCAACCGAGUUAUCCAAGGCACUGGCAGUCAUGCUCCACUACGCAUGACACCGAGUCUGACCUUCAUAGGGAAGAAGACCACCAGCCUUAAAUUCAAAGAAAGAGCCACAGACCUGGACACUCGAAGUUACAAGUGCCUCCUUCUUGCUCUGGUCAAGCUUAUCCACGCAGACCCCAAACUCAUGUUGCAUAAUCCAGUAAAGCAAGCUCCAGAGAUGCAGAGCAGCACAGCAGAGCUCAUCAUCGGCCUUGUGCAGCUUGUGCCUCUAAACACUACCACCCAGCUCUCACAAGAAGCCAUGGAGGCUCUGUUAGUUCUACACCAGCCAGAGACCAUAGAGCUGUGGAAUCCCGAUGCCCCCAUAGAGACGUUUUGGGACAUCAGUUCACAGGUGCUCUUCCUAAUCUGCCGCAAACUGAUAAACCAGCAAAUCGCUAACGGGACGGAAGUUCUAAAAUGGCUGAGGGAGAUUCUCAUCUGCAGGAACAAGUUUUUGCUCAAGAACAAGGAGUGUGCCACCAUCGGAGGCGGAAUUCCCAUUUGCCGGCAGGCGCAGACGAAGCUGGAGGUGUGCCUCUACAUGUUCUUAUGGAGCUCAGACACCGAGGCCGUGCUCGUGGCCAUGUCCUGCUUCCGCCACCUCUGCGAGGAGGCCGACAUCCGCAGCACGGCCGACGAGGUCCCCGUCCAGACAAUCCUGCCCAACUUCCCCACCUUCAGUGAGCUGGCCUCCGUCAGCAGCAUGAUGGGAACAGGUCGUUCUAUCUUGCAAAAAAGAGUUAUGGCGUUGUUGAGAAGAAUAGAGCACCCAACACCAGGAAACAUUGAGGCUUGGGAGGACACCUAUGCGAAAUGGGAUCAGACCACCAAACAAAUACUCAACUUCCCCAAAAACAAGGCAGAUGAUGGACAGCAGGAAUGGAUCAACAUGACAGGCUUCCUGUGUGCUCUGGGUGGUGUGUGUCUCCAGCAGCGCAGUACCCCCGGGCCAGCCACCUACAGCCCACCCAUGGGCCCUCUUAGUGAGCGUAAACACUCGAUGAUCUCAGUGGGGCCCUGUGACAUGUCCAAUACUGUGGCCUCUUCCUGCUCUUCUUCAGCUUCCAGCGAGACACCGGUCAGCCGCUUUCUGGACCGGCUGUUGUCUCUGCUGGUUUGCGGCCACGACAGGGUCGGCCUUCAUGUUCGUAACAAUGUAAAAGACUAUCUGGGUCUGGAACUUAGCCCUGCACUCUACCCCAUGCUCUUCAACAAGCUGAAAAACAGUAUUGGCAAGUUCUUUGACACUCAGGGACCGGUUCCCAUCAAUGACACUAAUACCCAGUUUGUGGAGCAGACCAUAGCCAUUAUGAAAAACCUGUUGGACAACCACACAGAAGGGAGCUCUGAACACCUAGGACAGGCCAGCAUUGAGACCAUGAUGCUCAACCUCGUCAGGUAUGUGCGCAUCCUUGGUAAUAUGGUCCACGCAAUCCAGAUCAAAACCAGACUUUGCCAGCUUGUUGAGGUCAUGAUGGAGAGGCGAGAUGACUUGUCCUUCUGCCAGGAGAUGAAGUUCAGGAACAAGAUGGUAGAGUACUUGACAGACUGGGUGAUGGGAACGUCCAACCAAGCUGCCGAUGAUGACAUCAAGUGCCUGACGAGAGACUUGGAUCAGGCCAGUAUGGAGGCCGUAGUAUCCCUGUUGGCUGGUUUGCCCCUGCAGCCAGAAGAAGGCGACGGAGUAGAACUGAUGGAGGCCAAGUCUCAACUCUUCCUCAAGUACUUCACCCUGUUCAUGAACCUGCUCAACGACUGCAGCGAGGUUGAAGACGAGGGCCAGACUGUUGGGGGACGGAAAAGGGGAAUGUCUCGACGUCUGGCAUCCCUGCGCCACUGCACCGUCCUGGCCAUGUCCAAUCUCCUCAAUGCUAAUGUUGACAGCGGCCUCAUGCAUUCUAUUGGUUUGGGCUAUCAUAAGGACCUUCAGACUCGAGCCACUUUCAUGGAGGUGCUGACCAAGAUCUUGCAGCAGGGAACCGAGUUUGACACGCUGGCGGAGACGGUGCUGGCUGACCGCUUUGAGAGGCUCGUGGAGCUCGUCACCAUGAUGGGAGACCAGGGAGAGCUUCCCAUUGCCAUGGCGCUGGCUAACGUGGUCCCUGGGUCCCAGUGGGAUGAACUCGCCCGGGUCCUGGUGACGUUGUUCGACUCCCGCCAUUUGCUCUACCAGCUGCUAUGGAACAUGUUUUCCAAAGAGGUGGAGCUCGCUGACUCCAUGCAGACCCUCUUCAGAGGGAACAGCCUUGCUAGCAAGAUAAUGACCUUCUGUUUUAAGGUGUAUGGGGCAGCAUACCUACAGAAACUUCUGGAGCCCUUAUUAAGGGGAGUUAUCACCACUCCUGAACACAUCAGCUUUGAGGAGAACCAGAAGAAUCUUCUGCAGAUCACUGAGCGCUUCUUCCAGGCCAUUAUCGGUUCCUCUAGCGAGUUCCCCCCUCAGCUGCGCAGUGUCUGCCACUGUCUCUACCAGGCUACUUGCCACUCUCUACUGAAUAAAGCAACAGUAAAAGAAAAAAAGGAAAACAAAAAAGCAGUGGUGAGCCAACGGUUUCCACAGAACAGCAUAGGUGCGGUGGGCAGUGCCAUGUUUCUACGCUUCGUCAACCCGGCUAUCGUGUCUCCCUAUGAGGCUGGCAUCUUGGACAAAAAACCCCAGCCCCGGAUAGAAAGAGGUCUCAAACUCAUGUCCAAGAUUCUGCAGAGUAUUGCAAAUCAUGUCCUAUUUACAAAAGAGGAGCAUAUGAGGCCUUUUAAUGAUUUCGUUAAAAGCAACUUUGAUUCAGCAAGAAGGUUUUUCUUGGACAUAGCCUCUGAUUCUCCACCGAGUGACUCCGUCAACCACAGCUUGUCUUUCAUCAGUGAUGGAAACGUGUUGGCCCUACAUCGUCUGCUGUGGAACAAUCAAGAGAGAAUUGGCCAGUACCUGUCCAGUAACAGAGAUCACAAGGCUGUUGGCCGGCGACCUUUUGACAAGAUGGCAACCCUGCUGGCAUAUCUGGGACCCCCGGAACACAAACCAGUGGCUGACACUCACUGGUCCAGCCUUAAUCUGACCAGCUCCAAAUUUGAGGAGUUCAUGACCAGGCACCAGGUCCAUGAAAAGGAGGAGUUCAAAGCUUUAAAGACACUCAACAUUUUCUACCAGGCUGGAACCUCCAAGACCGGCAACCCAGUCUUUUACUACGUGGCCCGCAGG
Menidia menidia (Atlantic silverside) is the source of this 4488-nucleotide messenger RNA. NCBI's taxonomy places the organism in Eukaryota, Metazoa, Chordata, Actinopteri, Atheriniformes, Atherinopsidae. The record is from the annotation of a GenBank genome assembly.